GUAUACAGAUUUGGCCUGGCUAGAAGAAAACGUUCGAGGGCAGGAUUAUUUCAAAUGCAUGUCCUCGAUUUCUGCAAAUCCUUUAAGUACUGAUGCAACCUGGAAAUACGUCCAGGACAAUUGGCAAAAAAUGAUCGACAGGUUCGGAUUGGGGGAAAGAAAUUUGGGCAGACUUAUUCCAUCUGUUACCGACAGAUUUACUACUGAGGAUAGGCUGAAAGAGAUGAUUGACUUCUUUGCCAAAUUUCCGGAGGCCGGAGCAGGAGCUGCUGCUCGGAAACAAGCCCUGGAAACUGUUUCCAAUAAUAUAAAAUGGUUAAAAGUUAACAAAACAUUGUUGCAAAAUGGUUGA
Messenger RNA from Ctenocephalides felis (cat flea), 352 nucleotides. Its product is annotated as glutamyl aminopeptidase-like. The annotation marks the transcript as partial. Gene Ontology annotation, cellular component: cytoplasm. The transcript is spliced from 2 exons. The record is from RefSeq and is a predicted model, not a curated record. Gene Ontology annotation, biological process: peptide catabolic process; proteolysis. Gene Ontology annotation, molecular function: metalloaminopeptidase activity; zinc ion binding; peptide binding. NCBI's taxonomy places the organism in Eukaryota, Metazoa, Arthropoda, Insecta, Siphonaptera, Pulicidae.